GAAGGUGUCGAAUUUCAAAAACUAAGAAUAACAUUCAUAAAGUUAUUUUUUAUAAAAUAAAAUAAGUAACAAUUAGAAAAUAUGCAGAACCCUAACGAGGAUACAGAAUGGAACGAUAUCCUUCGCUCAAAGGGAAUUAUUCCUGCCAAGGAGAAAGAAAUUUCCGAAGAACAAAUUGUGAACAUGAUCGAGGAGACUAUACAAAAUAAACAAGCAGAGAAAGAAAAGCAGUUAUCAGAACUAGACCUGGAUGGUCUAGAUGAGUUAGAAGACGAAGAAGAUGAGGCUGUACUCCAAGAAUACCGAAGGCGGCGUAUUGCUGAAAUUAAAAGGCUAGCAGAAAAGCCCCGGUUCGGGGAAGUAAAAGAAGUUUCAGGACAAGAUUAUGUUCAAGAAGUGAACAAGGCUGGUGAAGGCAUCUGGGUAGUCAUUCAUUUGUAUAAACUAGGAAUUCAAGAGUGUGCCCUUCUUAACCAGCAUAUGCGCCAAUUGGCUGCUAAGUUUCCAUACACGAAAUUCCUGAAAGCUAUGGCUCAAACAUGCAUCCCCAACUAUCCAGAGCGAAACUUGCCUAGUGUGUUUAUUUAUUAUGAAGGUGAAAUGAAGAAGCAGUUUGUGGGUCCAGUAGAAUUAAGAGGAACAGCAUUAACUUGUGAUGAGUUGGAGUACAUCCUUGGUCAAGUUGGUGCAGUGGAUACGAAAAUCAAGGAAGAUCCUAAACCAAAGAUCAAAGACAAAUUGUUAAUGGACUUGGGUUGCAAUGAUUGGUGAUGUAGGUCUGGCAUACAGUUUGGUGCACUUAGAAGUGCUCAGUUGGUGCAAUUGACGAUAUUUUAAGCCUUUUGGUGUGUGGGUGCUUUAUGCUUGUUGUAUUUCUUAUUUAUUUUAGUUGUAAUUAAUAUUUAAAAUCAAAAGAGACAGUUAUCAGUUAUUAUUCACUUAGUGCAAAAAAUUACUAAAACAAGUUUAUCCAAUAAAAAGAAUAUCAAUUAAUAUGUAAAUCCUAAAAAUGUUUGUCUAUUAAAGUAUUUUCACAAUGCAGUGAACAAUUAAAGUAUUUUAAUUAUUAGGUCCUUACUUAUAAAACCGAUGUCUAUUUAAGAAAUGCUUAAGUUGCUCUGUCUUUUUUUCAAUAAAAUAUUAUAGCGAGACAGGUAUUGUAAUAAUUAAAACAUAAUUAAAGUAAAGCUAUAAUCACAAUAGUUAAGCGCUUAUAGUAUUUACCAAAAAUGAAUAUAUCCAUUCAUUAGUUAGUGUAAUAUAUACUUUUCAUCAGUCACCUUGCCUUUGUGAAAAAUGAUUUAUACAUAAUAAGAAAUAAAGAAAAUGUUUAUUUUAAUACAUUGUACCUAUGUAUGCAACAUUUAUAAUAAUAAUAUUAUGUCAGAAUUUGUUUACUUAAGAUUAUGUUAUGUACUAUUUAAUAGUUUUAGUUUGGACUAACAUUUGACAGUGGAUUAAUAUUUCGAGGGUAGGUGAACGGAAGGUUUUAAAGUGAAAAUACAUUAAAACAUUUGUUAACAUGUUUAUUUAUCAGCUUUCUUAAUCCACUGUUCGAUGGAUCAUUUCAAGAUUUAAUUUUGGAAGAGCCCAUAUCACGCUAAAUAGGUGGGUUUGGGAAUGGUUGUCGUAAGAAACGACAGAAGGAAUCUGACAUAGGUGGUCAACAGUAUUUUCCUGUUAACUGGAGAAUAAAAAUAUAGUGAUAGCGUUUGUCAACCAGUCUAUAUGGCACUAUGGCAACUAUGACAAAAUUUGCUCUAUAAGACAAUGUACAGCUGUGGACUUUUGACAGGAUGUAAUGAAUAAAUGAACGAAUAUGAAUGCAUAACCGAUACCCUCGUGCUGAUGAUAUUGUGCUGCACCUGAUUACCGGUCUGUGGCAUUUCCUAAUAGAUAUUCCGCUAUUUGAUGGUAGAACCCUGUUUGUUAGCAUGGUGCAGCGCGGAAAGGUGAGGAUGACCCUUACAACUAUUAAAAUGAUCUUACGUGUUCUAUUUUGUAAAUGGAUUUUAUAUGUGUAAAAUUUUGUGCAAUAAAAAUAUUUUCUUCU
Parnassius mnemosyne (clouded apollo) is the source of this 2053-nucleotide messenger RNA. The record is from the annotation of a GenBank genome assembly. NCBI's taxonomy places the organism in Eukaryota, Metazoa, Arthropoda, Insecta, Lepidoptera, Papilionidae.